This is a messenger RNA of Schistosoma rodhaini, 4876 nucleotides long. The record is from the annotation of a GenBank genome assembly. Lineage: Eukaryota; Metazoa; Platyhelminthes; Trematoda; Strigeidida; Schistosomatidae.
CGAGUGUUGGCAUAAAAAAAUGAAAUCAAUGUCUAUAUAAACAACAGUUGAUUCGUUAAUGUUCAUGUGGAUACCGUGUUUUGGUCACCAAUCCACUCAUAACCAUUUCAAUACGACCCAUCUAAAACUACACUUUAACAGUCUGUAUAUAGUACAUUUGAAGUGUUUUAAAAAACUGACCAACAAUGUGAUUCAAAUGUUCAAUUUAAAGUGAAAUUCUCUUGAGAGAAAACUUUAUGAAUUCAUCAAACAGGACGAUCACGUUCAGUGUCCUUAGUUCUAUGAGUACAGUUUGUACUAAACUGUAAUUGACGAGAAUCUACUUACAUCAAGUGGAAAGUUGAUAGAGUUGUGAAUAAAAUUCUCUCACCACAAACGUAGUAUGUAUAUGAGUAAAAUAAAUUAAAGUUGCAUCACUUUCAAAAUCACAUCGUGAUAAGAAUAUCAUCAUAAGCACUGUGUCCAGUGACCUCAAUUUCAUGAGUGCAUUUCUCAUUAGUGUUUCAUAUCAUGAGAACUUAGUCGCAGUCUUGGAACCAAACUGAAAGUAUUUAUGAGAAUAUUUCAGUUCACUCUAUUUGGUUUCUCACCAAAACGGUAUAUAAACAAACGUUAUCUGCAUAUUCAUCAGAGAAAUUGAGUUCAGAAGUAGUAUGUUGCUGGAAUACAACCUUCUAAUAAACGGAGUCACUUUACUGAUUUCACAUGACAUAAAUGCCGCCAUAUCGGAAUAUGGGAAACUUUAUGCAGUAAAUAUUCAGAUUCGUUAUAAACUUCUCAUUAUGGCAUUGAAAUCGGAUAUAAAUCUCACACUGGAAGAAAGUUAUACCUCUGCUGGAGCAGCUUGGAAACUGGAAAAUGAAGACACAUUCAGAAUGAAUAUGGAUUCUUAUAUGGAUGUGAACAAAACCAUUGUACCAAACAUCUGUAUGACUAUGUUGCAGCAAAAAGGUGAUAGAAACUGGGAUGACAAUAUUCAAAAAAAAAUAGAAUAUGGUGAGUUCAAUGGAAUUUUAUUCGAAAUAUUUGCGUUUGAAAAUCUUGCUUUAAAUAGCUUGGUUGUAUGUCUCUAGGCUGAUAGGUCACAAUUUAUUUCUCCACAUCGGUCUGUCAUCUUUCAACCAGUAACAACCUUCUCCAAUGACUUGAGAUUAUGACUAUUGGACGUAAUAUCCUUAAAAUAGUUUAAGAUGUCUAAUCUUUCUUCACAUAGUCAAUAGGCACUUGCAAGUAUUUGGAAGCCGCCUGUAGAUCUGAGGAUGCAGCCAUCUCUCAGAAAUAGUCGAUCAACAUGGUUAAAUCGUACAUACGUGUGUUUUCAUAGUUUCUUUGUUAAGGAAACAAAAGUUGAAUCCAUCCGUUUAGUGAACAUCAUCACAAUACCUUCUAUUCACUUUAAGGAAUCAUGUUCAAAUGGUAGAUCACAGAAGAGAAGAUUACUUACAUAACAGCUAUAUGAGAAUACUAUCAAGUUAACUUACUUAUUCACCUGUGCCUUUGACACGUCAACAGGUUGUGAAGUCCUGAAGAAAUAUUGCGAUUGGAAAUGGGGAGCACGAACAAAAUUAGAUUUGAUGACAAGUAAGCAAAUGUUUCUCACAUUCAAUCAGCUGUCAGAUUCUGCCUAUCGCAUGACUAGUAGAGCCAUUCAUGUUUGGGGACCAACCUCAUGGUGUCAACUUUUGAACGUGAUUUUCAUAAUACGCAUCUAAGUUAUUUGCAUGAUGUGAUGAAUUUUCAAGUUGUCAUAUUUGAGAAAGCGAAAAAAUGUUAACUGACUUGACUUGAGAUUCAUAGACCUACAAGAUUACCUGAAUUCAAUAGGUGUAACAAUUUACCAAUGAAGAUGUGUUGAAACACGUUUUAGUGUGGAUUUCGUGUCUUUAUUAACAAGUCCAUUGUAUCCUGUUUAAGGAUCGUGACAUUCCAUUUAUACAGUACUUGUAUUCUGACUCGGAUUAUUUGGGUUUUCAUUUGUUAAACCUGUGCAUUUCAUAGUUCUCAAUAAAUGAUUCUGAAAUGUUAUGUUCUGUCGGAAUAACGUCUAGCAGUAUCAUAUGAAUUUCUUCGAAUAGCAUAUACGGAAUUUUAUAGUGCUAACUUCUAUGUUUUCUUUGAUACAGUUCAAUGGUUGGCUGGUUCAGAUAAAAACAGUCAAUCACGAUACAUUACAGACAGGGGUAGGUUUGUUUUUGAAAAGUAAUGAGUUGGUGAAUUUGGUCUUUACUCAAAUAUAACUUACCGACUGAUAUCAGUUUGAGCCGUACCGCACUCCAGAUAAGAUGAAAAACAAUACUUGCCUAAAUCAGUUACUUGUGUAUCUGUAAACAUUUUAACAGAGUUAACUGAUGGCUAAUUCAGUGGGUAUUGGAAGUUACAUUAGAAAAACACCAUUUAUGGAAGUUAUGGAAAGCAAGGUUGUACGGCACUACUUAUCCAAUUAGUAGGUAAACAUUUUGAUGUUUCUAAUCGACGAAAGACAUAUAGACGUUUGUUAAACGUAGAGCACUUACCAAAGAAUCAAUUGCAAGUGCAUGCACAGUCUUAUUUAUCUCCGAAAUCAAUUUUGUUACCAAAACACAUGCUCAUUGACCGUGCUAUUGGAAACAGCGUUUUCGUAGUGUAGUACUGUGUAGAAACGUUCACAUUUCUUACGAUAUUUUGUUGAAUAAGGCGGACUUCGCAUGUUCUCACUUAAUUCCACCUAAAAUUCUGAAUUGCAUAGAAGUGGAAACGAUCAAACAGUUUUCGAUUUCAAAUCUUCCCAAUAUCACUCAACAAUUUCAUCAAUAGUGAAAUCAACUGUUUUAAACUCUCGUGUAUUUAAUUGCGAUAUUCAAAACAGGUUUUGAUUACUAUUUGAAAGAAAAAGCACUCCAAUGUUCUGAGGAUGUGAUGAAGAUACACCGAGGCAAGUGUAGCAGGAAUUUUAUUGAGAGUUAACAAAUAAGUGUUGCUUACAUACCUUGGUUCUUAUUUGACGGUGACACAUGUUACAUUGACUGAAAUCUUAUGGUUACUCUAAUCUCAUUACAAUUUCAACCAGACAUUCACCGAUAUAAAAUGACUGUGGCAAUUUCGUUUUCCAUUGUUCAUAGCUAAAGCCGAGGUAAACUGUAUAUCAACGACAAGAGAAUAUUUUGAGUUACAGCGAGUAAAAGGUAAGUUGACAAGCAAGUCCUCCAUAUGCGUAAUACGUAAAAAGAAUAAUGUCAACCUGAGGCGCCAUUCACUAUCAAUCAUUGGAAUACAGUGCUACCAGACGCUCAAUAUUCUAAAAGUAAUCAUGACAGAGGGAACGGGAACGUCUCUAGACAUCGAAUCAAGCGAUGAGAAGAAACAAAAUGGAAGCAACAGAUUUCCAAAUUAUCUGUUAUUUAUCGUAGUUGUAUAGAGUGUGAUUUUAUCCAUUUCAUAUACCAAUGUAUCUCAUAAGCAGUUUAUGUCUGUCAGUUACAUUUAUAUGUGUUGUAUUUCUGCUUGGUGUCUCUACUUCUCCUUGUCACGGAUAACCCAUUCUUUACAGAUACCCCGAACUCAAAAACCCAAGCUAAUCAAUUUGACAAAAUUAACAAAAAUUUCAACAGUUCACUAGGUAAGACCAAUGAUUAAUUCCUUUAAACUAAAUAUAAUCACGUGCGCAUCUGAAAGUGAAGUAAGAGCUUGUCGUUCCACUGUACUGAAAUCAUGGCAACAUUUAUACUGAACUGUAUCUAAACCUUACGAUACCAUCUUAGUUUCCAUCAAGGAACAGAGAAUCAAACAAAACUCGUGACCUACUUUCCAGGCGUUCUUCUACUCAUGGUGUAUCGCCAUAACUACUGAAGUUAGUGUGACUGCAGUAAUGCUUUCUAUCUUUCCAAACAAGUCUCAAACAUUGAUAUGCCACAUGGAAACAAACGUGUUCACAUAGUUAUUUUCAAUGAGUUUGCUCAGACAAUUAAAUCCCUGGUAUUGCCAUAUUAUGCGUGAUAAAUAGAUUGUUUCAUCAAAUUGGUGAACAAAGCUUCCAGUUUUCAGCUACGUUUUUACACCAUUAACUCACUAAGUAUAUUAGGAACUUACUGAUACCACAUUUGUUACAAAUUCGCUUCAUUUUGAUUAACAUUUGUGCGUUGGAUAUUUAUUAUUCUGGAAUACCACUUCAAUUUAAUUCACAGGCGAGUUGAAGAGUAAAGUGGAAGGCCUCGAAAUAAAUAGGAUUAAUUAUUUGAGAUAUAAAAAUCCCAUGGAAAGGGUCACCGCAGUCUUAAAGGCAAUGGAAGAAGAGGUGGAUCACGAGUAUGGUAAGUAUAGCUGACGUCCAUUCACUUAUAUCUUUACACUUACUCAGUACCCUCUUACUAAUGUGAGUCGUUUAAAAUGUCACCAUAAGCCGGUAAACGUGUCAAUAUCAUAUUGUGAAAAUGUAUGUUGUAUGGAAGCCAUCCAGUGGGAUUUCGAUCACGAGUAACAAAAUUACUUGUCACAAUCAAUUUUGUCAGCGUGCGACUUAACAUCUCAAACGAAACCCAAGUUCUGUAACAAUGAUGAUUCCAGACGUAUAUUAUUAAUAUCACAUAUUCACUGGUGUUAUGUGGUCAGUACACUCGAGAGAAUUCAUCUAGAUACGUGAGUUCAGUGCGAUCCCCCGUAGAACUGCAUAAAUCCAUGGGAUUCGCAGUGCUCGCACUUGUCUAUAAAGGCACAUAUCUGUGCAGAGAUUGAUUGAGAAACAACCAUAAUACAUCACUGUACAUACUGCUGGCUACUGAUCAAUAUUUGGGGAAUUCGUGUAAAUAUAUUGUGCAGUGAGUGAAGUAAUGUAGGUAACUAACCAGUCAUGAUACAUUUAUGUCCUUGCUACUUUACAUCGGUCAUAACUCUUUUAUUUACA